AGACACUGCCUCUUGCCGCCAUUCGCCAUUCGCCAGCGCCAAAAGCCCACAUCUAUUCUGUACUCACACAAAGGUUACGGACACAAAGCUGCAGUAGCAAACCCUUCUGUCCCAACCUCCGCACCCACCUUGGUAUUCCAACCCAUCCCCCAAAACCACUACCAUCACCACCACCAACCCGUCCACCAUGGCCGCCCAGAAAAAGCAAUACUUCCUCGCCCCCUCCUGGGACUACCCCCCCUCAGGCCCCAUCGCUCUCGGCAACAUAAUCCUCUCCCCCUCCCGGCCCGUCCCGGCCCUCCUCUCCGCCACCACCCUCUCCCCGCCCCCCCUUUCCUCUGAAUCCAAACCCGAAACCCUCGCGGGCCCCAACCGCACCUCCACCUUCAAACACAACGUCGAAUGGACCCGCGACCAGUCCCUCUCCCGCAGCCUCGGCGUCUGGAGCCGCUUCAUCGAGCUCCUCGGCGUCCGCCUCGACUUUGAAACAUCCCGCUCCACGCAGGACGUGUUUCGCUUUGCGAGCGUGCGCACCGAGGAGUGGUUCCCUAGCGAGGAGUACCUUGCGGCUGCGCUGCGCGAUCCGAUGGUGAGGAGGCGGAUGGGUGCUGGCAAGGGGGCGUUGGUGAGAAGGGCGGUAUAUGUGGUGGUGGGCGUCAAGACUGUUUCGGGGGCGCAGGUCAAGCGGGUGUGGACGAGGGGGCUGGCGGCGCAGACGGAGGUUUCGGUGGAUGCGAUGGGCGCGUCGGUGUUGGUGGCGUCGGGGCCGGCUGGGGGGGUGAAAUGGGAGAGGGGGGAGAGUAUGGAGUUUGAGGGGGGGGAUGACUUUGUGUUUGCGUAUCGGGUGCGGAAGGUGUGGUUGAGGGCGGGUGAGAAGGGGGUGGGGCAGGAUGAUUAUACGAGGGGGACGAUGCUUGGGGAGUCUCUUGGUGAUGAGAAGGAGGGAGAGGGGGUUGAUAUGGAGAACGUGGUGGUGGAGGGUCUGGACGCUUCAGACAUUGGUGACAAGUGGAGUGGAAGUGAGGUGGUGGAUGACGGGGAAGACAUCGAAGUCUUUGCUCCGGCGACAGGGAAAUGAGCGAUAUUGUACGUCCUUAACCCCCAGGGAAACGACUAAAAUACCGAGAUAGACAGGGGACAAAAGGACGAGAUUGUGAUGUGCUUAUCCUUUGAAACAAGAGCCACAUCGGACCUUGUAAGCUGCGGGAACGGACAUGAGCUAGGCGGGAUCAAGCCGGAUCCAAGGUUCAAGGUGUUAGCUACAGAUUGCCACUAAGUAACCUCGCCACCGUCCUCAUAGUUUAGCC
Chaetomium fimeti is the source of this 1307-nucleotide messenger RNA. RefSeq lists its product as uncharacterized. The transcript has a single exon. The record is from RefSeq and is a predicted model, not a curated record. NCBI's taxonomy places the organism in Eukaryota, Fungi, Ascomycota, Sordariomycetes, Sordariales, Chaetomiaceae. Bases 188 to 1078 code for a protein of 296 amino acids.